Messenger RNA from Physella acuta, 1269 nucleotides. Its product is annotated as WAS/WASL-interacting protein family member 1. Lineage: Eukaryota; Metazoa; Mollusca; Gastropoda; Physidae. The record is from RefSeq and is a predicted model, not a curated record.
AUGCAGAGUGAAAUUAUGUCGCAUUUCAAUGGGCUCUUCCACGGCAAAAACAGACGCAAGGAUAAAGGAUUAUCCCACGCUUCCAGCAUGGAUAACUUAUCCAUCAAUGGAUUACUGGGUGAGAAAUUUCGUCGUAAAUCUGAGGCGGUGCUUGAGGUGGAGAGGAAGAGCAAGAAUAAACUCAACUCGACCAACUGGAACAGCGGGCUAAACCUGCUUCGUCAGGCAAAGAUGGACAUAAAACUGAACCUGAAGAAGCUGAGCGGGGCAAAUGACAGCCCGCCGGCACUUCCUGUCCGGCACUUUAUGCCGGACACGGCUGAGGAGCUGCCACCACCCAUACCGGAGCGGAAAAAUUCUCUGGACCUUAUUCUGGACAAUGACUUCCAGAGCCGCUUCACCUUCAAGCCCAUCUCCACGGUGCCACUGCCAGAGGAGUUCACGGGCUGUAAGAAGAUCUACCCCAGCAAGACCCCACGUCGUCACGCAAUCCGCCCCCCAACUCAACCCCCACCCCCGCCACCCCCACCUGCAGACGACACGCCCACAUUCCACCUGUACCGCGCCGAGUCCUGGGACUCACGCUACGACUUUGAAGACGACGAGGACGAGUUCCCUUUAGCUCCGCCCCCGCCAGCCAAAGACGCGCGAAGAGCGAGCGUCGACAGCAGACGUGAAGACCCCUCGCCAUCGAAUGUUCCAGACUCAAGACAAAAACUACUCACCAUUUCUCCGCCCCUGCCGCUACCUCCUCGGCCACCAGCCAAACCGAAACCAGUCCUGAAAAGUUUUUCGCCGCCAUCGGCCGAGAAACUCAAGUUGCCAGAUAAACCUUCUAAAACAAACGCCAAAAAACAAAACCAAAUACCUAAGCCAUUAGUUCUAAAGACAACAAAAUCAGAACCGAAUUUAGAUUUAAAUUCACCAACAUCCCCACCUCCCCUCCCCGCACGACCAGAACACCUGAUGAAGCAGACGACUACGCAGAGUUACCCAAAACUGCCCCUCAAACCCAAAAACGGCAGGCCUGUUCCCCCUGCCCAGAUGAGACGUAGCCAACAAUCACAGCCUGACCCGCGGGCUAAGGGCCAGCCUGACCCUCGGGCUAAGGGCAAGCCGGCCAACAGGAACAGGCCACUGCCGUCUGUUCCCAGACCGACGUCACAAAAUGGCGCUGGCAGACCGAAGAACGGGUGGGCGGGGCAGGAGUAUGAUCCACGGGAAGAGGAAGGCGAUUUGUAUGACGUCAUGGACAGCACACAGAUGUGA